UGCCCCACAGCGCCUCCUACAGUGCGUAUCGUGCACUCUGGCCAUGCGUGCAACGUGGAGGAGGAGGGCUACGCAGAGCGCGUGUACACCAUCCGGGAGGGCGACACGCUGGAGCUGCAGUGCCUGGUGACCGGACAUCCACACCCACAGGUGCGGUGGUCUAAGACAGCGGGCAGUGUGACUGAGCGCUCCGCUGAGUACUCUGUGUUCAACGAGACGCUGAAGAUCCGCAGUAUCCAGCGUCACCAGGGGGGGCGCUACUACUGCAAGGCCGACAACAGCCUGGGCUCCCCUGCCAUCAAGUCUAUACGCGUGGACGUCUACUUCCUGGACGACCCGCUGAUCACGGUCCACCAGAGCGUCGGCGAGGCCAAGGAGCAGUUCUACUUCGAGCGGACGGUGUUCCUGCGCUGCGUGGCGCUCUCCAACCCCCCCGUCCGGUACUCCUGGAGGCGGGGCCGCGACCUGCUGUCCCAGGGCACCGACGCGGGCGUCGACAUAUACGAACCCUUCUUCACCACGGGUGAGACUAAGAUCCUGAAGCUGAAGAACCUGCGGCCUCAGGACUACGCCAACUACACGUGUGUGUCCUCGGUCCGCAGUGUGUGUGGCAUCCCCGACAAGACGGUCCACUUCCACCUGUCUAACAGGACAGCCGCGCCCUCCAUCCGGGUGCUGGGCGAGGACCCCCUGGUGGUGAACCCGGGCGCCGCGGUGAGGCUGGCCUGCGUGACCUCGGGGGGGGAGCCCCCCCCCUCCCUGACCUGGGUGAGGGGGGGCGAGGGGGAGGAGCUCCCCCGGCACAGCGCCCUGGACCGCGGCACGCUCAGCAUCCCCUCGGUAACCGUGGACGAUGGCGGACUGUACAGCUGCCUAGCAACCAACAACGUCGGAAACCCGGCCAAGAAGUCCACCACCAUCCUAGUUAGAGGUCUGCGUAAGGCCCGGUUCUGGAUCACUCCGGACCCGUACCACAACGACGACCACAUCCAGAUCGGCCGCGAGGUCAAGAUCAGCUGCCAGGUGCAGGCCACGCCCCCGGAGGAGCUGCUCUUCUAUUGGCUGAAGAACGGCCGGCCCCUGCGCAGCUCGGAGCGCAUGGUCAUCACGCAGAGCGAGGGGGAGCUGGCCCCCGGGACCACCAACCUGGACAUCAUCGACCUCAAGUUCACCGACUUCGGGACCUACACCUGCGUGGCGUCGCUGCGCAGCGGGGGCGUGGCCGACGUCAGCAUCGACGUCAACAUCUCCUCCACCACCGUGCCCCCCGAGCUGAGCGUGCCCCCUGGGGGGUCCCACAUGGUGUCCCAGGAGGGCGACACCGUGGAGCUGCAGUGCCUGGUGUCGGGGAAACCCAAGCCCGUAAUACUCUGGUACCGUGGCAACCAGGAGGGGGCGGGGCCCGCCAUGUCGGACGGCUCCGCCCAGAUGGAGAGCUACGACGGGAUCCUGCGAAUCAGCAACGUGACGCGCGACAUGAGCGGGAACUACUGCUGCCAGACCAGCCAAUACAACGGCUUCUACGUUAAGCCCCGCCUCCAGGUCAUCCAGCUGGUAGUGCAGUUCCCGCCCUCGGUGGAGCCGGUGUACCGCGAGGUGCGGCAGGCCCUGGGCCGGGCCUUCCUGCUGAGCUGCGGCCUCCAGCAGGCCCACCCGGCCCGCCUGCUCCAGUACGAGUGGCGGCUGGGCGACCGGCUGCUCACCCAGGGCGUGCUGGGGGACCAGGACCCCCUGACCCACUACCAGGUCCGGGCCCUGAACCGCGAGGGCUACGGAGAGUACACCUGUGAGGUCACCAACGAGGCGGGCUCCGGCCGCUGCACCUUCCUGGUCACAGGGAAGGCCUACCCCCCGGAGUUCUACUACGACACCCCGGGCGCGCUGUGGCAGAGCCGCGUCCGGGUGUUCGGCUUCAGGCUGCAGUGGACCCAGAUGGAGCCGGCCGCUGUCGACCGCAUCAUGGCCUACCGCCUGGGCAUCCGGCAGGUGGGGCUGGAACGCUGGUGGGAGCAGGAGAUCGCCAUCACAGGGCUGAUCCAGAAGGGGGAGCUGCUGACCUACAACCUGACGGAGCUGGUGAAGCCUGAGGCCUACCUGGUCCGUCUCACCCCCAUCACCCGCUACGGCGAGGGUGACGCCGCCCAGCGCACCAUCACCUACAGCCCUCCAGUCAACCCUCACCUCAGAGAGUUCCACUGUGGCUUCGAGGACGACGCCCUGUGCCUGUUCUCUCAGGACAAAACGGAGCACUUUGAUUGGACGAGACACAGCGCCGCCACCAGAGACACCAAAUACACGCCCAACACCGGGCCGAGCUCCGACCACCGCGGCUCCAAACAGGGGUACUACAUGUACAUCGAGACGUCGCGUCCCCGGCUGGAGGGGGACGCGGCGCGCCUGGUCUCGCCCUCCUUCACCACGGGGGGGCGGGCCUCCACCUACUGCCUCUCCUUCUACUACCACAUGUACGGGAAACACAUCGGGUCACUCGGGGUCAUCCUGCGUCAGAAAGGUCAGACUGUGACUGACAGCUCAGUGUGGAGCCUCACUGGUAACCAAGGUGACCGCUGGAGGCAGGCCAAGGUCAACAUCCACCCAACCGCAACAUUUCAGGUGGUGAUGGAAGGAUUGAGGGGUUCUGGUAUUGAAGGUGACAUCGCCAUCGAUGACAUCACCAUAGAGGAAGGAGAAUGUAAAGACCCGCCCCCAAACAAUCUGAGGUCUUUGGCCCCACCUCCUUUCCUUAAUAUAUGGCAGCUGUCCGUCACUCUUACUCUGGUUCUGAUUGGGUGUGGAAGGUGACCCCCCCCCCCCACCCUCCUUGCUUGAAAAGACACAAUCACUCCCUCAAGCCACGCCCCCAUCUGCCCUAGCCCCUCCCUGAUUCCUCUAUAACCCCGCCCCCAGAAGCCAAAGACCCUUGUAGGCGUGUGUGUGUGUGUGUGUGUGUGUGUGUGUGUGUGUGUGUGUGUGUGUGUGUGUGUGUGUGUGUGUGUGUGUGUGUGUGUGUGUGUGUGUGUGUGUGUGUGUCGGUUUGUGAGUGUGUGUCCUGGUAGGUUGAACGGCCAGGGGUCGGAGGUCAGAGGUCAUGGGAGGUCGUUUUGAUGUUCUUGUACUGAAGGUGCUACAUAAAAAAAGUUACAUCUUUUAUUUAUUAUUAUUUAUCCCAGUGGGAAGCGACAAACACAGGGUUUCGAUUUACAGGAACUUCUCUGACCUUCGACCCCUGGCGUGUGGGAGGAGCCUUGAGAUUGACAGCCGGCUGGAACACGGAGGCUGAGAUUUAAUUGGCCAGUCUGUUUGUUCUAGGCCAGCCUUUUUAUAACAAAUAGGGUCCCUCUUCCUCCUAUCCCCAUCUCCCCCCCCCCCCCAACUCUCCUGGUACUGGCCUGUUGUCGUGGCAACCGUCUCGAGCAUCUCCUGGCCCACCUGGGGACUCGCUGCUCACUCAUCGCCACGACGAGUGCCUUCAGACAGCCGGUACCGGAAUUCACCGGAACAAAUAGAACCCAACAGAAGCCAGUCAAACCCAACAGAACCCGGUAUAGCUCACAUAGGACCCAACAGAACCCAAUAUGAUAUAAACAAACCCAAUAAAACCCAUAAAGGCCCCAAGGGAACAGAAUCCAACAUAUCAGAACCCACUAGAACACCUCCCAACCCAACAGAAUCCAUGAGAACCCAUGAAACCCAAAAGAACCAAUAACACAACCCAAUAGUAUCUAAAAGAACACGAUAGAACCCGGCACAACCCAGUCACGUCCAACAGAACCCUACGGAACCCUAAAGGAACCCAAUAGAACACAACAGAACCCAGAGGAACCUCCAAGAACCAACCAGGACGUCCCGAACCAACGCGGGGUCUGGGGUCCGGGUCACAUGAUAUCCUGGAGCCUCCAAGCUUUCCUGAAGACUUUCUGGGGACGUUGAGGACAAGAGGAAGUUGUCAUGGCUGACAGGAAGUGAGAUGAACUGAAGCCUUGAGCUUCGUUGGGGACGCUGGGACAGCGACAACGACAUCCUCGUCGUUCCUGUCGGACCGUUUUUACCGUUGGAGGUGCCCAGGGGCCGAUGUAAUCGCAGUAUUUCCCAAGAGACCAUCAAAACUGUUUUAGUAUUUCAAAAUUUGGCGCUCCCUUUUCGGAGAAGUGGCGUACUUUGUGCAAUCGGAACGUUGGUCACCUGACCUAGCUGGUAGCUAGCUGACCUAGCGGGUGGCUAGCUCAACUAGCGGAUGGUUAGCUGACCUAGCAGGUAGUUAGCCGACCUUGCUCUUGGUUAGCUGACCAAGCGGUGGUUAGCUGACCUAGCGGGUGGUUAGCUGACCUACCGGGUGGUUAGCUGAACUAGCUGCUGGUCAGCUGAACUAGCUGGUAGCUAGCUGAACUAGCUGGUGGCUAACUGAUCUAGCCGGUUGUCAGCUGAACUAGCUGGUGGUCAGCUGAACUAGCAGGUGGCUAGCUGACUGCUGGUUGCUCGCUAAACUAGCUGGUAGUUGCUGACCUAGCUGAUGGUCAGCUGAACUAGCUGUUAGCCAACUGAACUAGCUGGUGGUCAGCUGAACUAGCUGGUGGCUAGCUGACUUUGCUGGGUGCUAGCUAAUGCAGCUGGUGGUCAGCUGAACUAGCUAGUAGUUGGCUAACCUAGCAGGUCGAUAGCUGAACUAGCUGGUGGUUAGCUAACCUAGCUAGAGGCUUGCUGACGUUGCUGGUAGCUAGCUUACCUAGCUGUGUUUGAAGUAAAUUUAUGUAAUUUAAUCAUGUAUCGUCCCCAUUUUACUUAUUUUUUGGUUUGUAUCCAGAUAAUAAUUUGCAUUUCAUGGAUUUUAUUUCAUGUCAUAGUUUGUGUCUCAUAGAGGUGUGCUUGGAGUUGAAAGCAUCUAUUUUUCAUUAAGAUUUAUGAUAUGAAUGAUUGAUAACUUCCAGAUGAAUCAGCACUGUCCUCCGACGGCUAUACGAAGGGCCCUUAUUUGACUUAUUCCGACUCAUUGUAGUUUUUAUUACUGCUCCACCUAGUGGCUUCAGCCUGAAGCUUCGCCCGCGUCAAACAUAUUCUAUUUUUCUACACCAGGCGCUAACAAACUAAACUAAACUAACCUUAUCUUAUGUUUAAAAGGGAGUUUUGGAUUUUGAAUUAUUAUACAUUUUGCAAAUAAACGUACAACAUUGUGGGGACUUGGUGUGUCUGUAGUCCUGCAGUACAUUGUGCAUAGUGGGGACUUAAACACUGACGUUCAUUGCAGAUUGUUAUUUAUUUUUCAAAUAAGGCAAUGAUGUCCAUAUGGAAGACUAUAAUGCUAAAGCGAAAUGUGGGAUAACCCCAUCUGCCAAUCCAACAAAUAACCAAACAACUGACAGAACAGGGUUCUGGGGGCGGGGCUUAUGCCGUCAAAAAUUGUAAUGUAAUGUAUUUCCGAACAAUCUGAGUUCUGCCUGAGUCCAAUGACCAUGGCAAAUCACACUUACCGGGCUAAAUGAUACAAUGACCUGUAGUCAAAUAUGGGCUCUUAAUAACCACAUGUUUUAUGACCUCUGAAAACUCAUCAAUCACACACACACACACACACACACACACACACACACACACACACACACACACACACACACACACACACACACACACACACACACACACACACACACACACACACACACACACAUCCUUAUACAUUGAACAUACACACACAUAACAUAGAUACGUAACAUGCAAAUAAAACACAAGUACUGAUACGGUUCCAUAAACCAAAUAGGUCCAGUACAGAAGUGUGUGAAACAGUAUUAUUAUUAAAGUUACAUCAUGGGUUAUCAUUUUAUGAUUUCGGAAUGGGUAAUAAUUUGUUUUUAUGAUUUAGGAAUUGAAAAUAAUUCGUUUUGAUAAUUUAGGAAUGGGUAAUAAUUACUUUUCAUCGUUUAGGAAUGGGUAAUAAAUAUUUUUCAUCCUUUAGGAAUGGGUAAUAUUUGAGAUGAAGAUCAUGAAGCAACAGUCAGACCUUGAGCGAGAAAUAUUUUUGUAAAUGUGAAAAACUGCUGAAUUAAUCUGCCAUUCACUGGAUUAACAUCUCUGAUGCUAUCAUUUCAUUAUUAUGAUUAUUAUCAAAAUAAAUGAAUCCACUGGAGCUUA
Gadus macrocephalus (Pacific cod) is the source of this 6120-nucleotide messenger RNA. RefSeq names its product MAM domain containing glycosylphosphatidylinositol anchor 2a (gene mdga2a). The transcript has 16 exons. The record is from RefSeq and is a predicted model, not a curated record. The annotation marks the transcript as partial. Gene Ontology annotation, cellular component: membrane; neuron projection. Lineage: Eukaryota; Metazoa; Chordata; Actinopteri; Gadiformes; Gadidae. Gene Ontology annotation, molecular function: protein binding.